Messenger RNA from Pseudophryne corroboree (corroboree frog), 5484 nucleotides. It is a transcript of the gene ECEL1, whose product is annotated as endothelin converting enzyme like 1. Lineage: Eukaryota; Metazoa; Chordata; Amphibia; Anura; Myobatrachidae. The record is from RefSeq and is a predicted model, not a curated record. Gene Ontology annotation, cellular component: plasma membrane. Bases 413 to 2704 code for a protein of 763 amino acids. Gene Ontology annotation, biological process: protein processing. Gene Ontology annotation, molecular function: metalloendopeptidase activity. The transcript is spliced from 18 exons.
GUCCCACCCCCAUGCCUGUGUCCCCCUCCCCUCCACAUCUCUACUAUGAUCCCCAGGCUCCUAUAUGCUGCAGCACAGCUCUCAGAGGCUGUGUAGUGACAGGUACAGCAGGGUGUUAAGCGCUGCUGCCCAUACAGAGUGGAGUCUGCAUGGAACACUAGUGCCUUCCACAGACUGAGCCCAGCAUCAGCAUCAGCUGCUAAGCUAGAACUGCUCGCUCCUGUCACCUGUGCCAAGGUUCCUGUAACAGAGAUUCGAGAACACAAAAUAAGAAAUAAAACUGCUUUCUCAUUCCUCAAUCUGAGCAGCAACAUUAAUUCAGCUCACUCUGCAGAAACAUUGAGACUUGUCUUUCUCACAUUCUACUCUCCAACUUCAGCUUUCACAGUAUUUGGAUGUCAGUUUGACAGUCAUGGAAAAAACCUAUUCUCUGACAGCUCACUAUGAUGAGUUCCAGGAAGUCAAGUAUGUCAGCAAGUAUAAUAGCAGCAGCACACUCUCCAAUGGAUUUAACAUCCAGGUGAGUUCCAAAAAGCAGCCAAAAGGAAUCCCACGAUGGAGCAGGAGGGAGACCUGCCUGCUCUCUGGGCUGGUUUUUGUAGCUGGUUUGUGUGUCAUUUUAGGAUGUAUGUUGGUGUUGAAGUAUCUGGCUAUGGAGCAGGAUGGACAGUGCUUAGAAGAGUGCCAGGAAAGAAAAGCUUUUAUGAGGGCUUCCAAAUUUAUUAGCAACAACAUAGAUCCAACAAUACCACCUUGCACCGACUUCUACUCAUUCGCUUGUGGUGGUUGGCUGAGGAGGCACCGUAUACCAGAGGACAAGCUGAUUUAUGGCACCAUUGCAGCCAUUGGGGAGCAGAAUGAAGAUAAGCUGCAGCACCUUCUCCUACAACCAGUGAGAAGGAAGUACAGAGGGUCUUCUGAGAGGAAGGUAAAAGAGUUCUUCAGAUCUUGCCUAAACAUGAGAGAGAUUGACCGUUUGGGAGCCCUCCCAAUGCGUCAAGUUCUUGAGGACUGUGGAGGCUGGGAUUUGCCAGAAUACUCCAAAACCAAGUGGGACUUUAAUGAAUUGCUCUUCAAAACUCAAGGAGUCUACAGCACUGCAGUCUUCUUCUCAUUGACAGUCAACUUAGAUGACAAGAAUUCUUCCAGAUACGUCAUCAGGAUCGAUCAGGAUGGCCUGACUCUGCCAGAGAGAACGCUGUACCUAGGGCAGGAUGAAGACAGUGAAAAGAUACUGGCUGCUUAUGAAGUCUUCAUGCAGAAGACCCUCGGCCUUCUUGGAGUUGAAAAUGUGCAGAAAAAGGCUCAAGAAAUUCUGCACCUGGAGCAGGACCUGGCCAAUAUCACUAUCUCAGAAUUUGAUGACAUCAGACGUGACAUCAGCACUCUAUACAACAAGGUCACCAUAGCACAGCUGCAGCAAAUUGCCCCACACUUGAAAUGGAAACGCCUACUAGACCGGAUAUUCCAUGAAAACUUUUCAGAAGAUGAAGAAGUUGUAGUGUUGGCCACAGAUUAUAUGCAGAAAGUAUCUGAUAUGAUACGGACUACACCAGCGAGUGUCCUUCACAAUUACAUGCUAUGGCGACUAACAGUAGUCCUGAGUGAGCAUCUCUCCACACCCUUCCGGGAUGCCCUUCAUGAAUUGUCUAAGGAGAUGGAGGGCUCAGAAAAACAGAUGGAGCUGGGGAAAGUGUGCCUUAGUCAAGUCAAUAAACACUUUGGGAUGGCACUGGGAGCUUUGUUUGUAGAAGAGUAUUUCUCAUCAUCCAGCAAAGCCAAGGUGCAGCAGCUUGUUGAAGACAUUAAACACAUACUAAACAACAGGUUGGAUGAAUUAGACUGGAUGGAUUUAGAGACCAAGGAAGCUGCAAGAGCAAAGCUGAAACACAUGAUGGUUAUGAUUGGAUAUCCUGACUUCCUGCUCAAGCCGGAAUCCAUGGACAAAGAAUAUGAAUUUGAGGUUCAUGAAAAGACAUAUUUCAAGAAUAUUCUGAACAGCAUUAGAUACAGCAUCAAACAGUCAGUGAAGAAGAUCCGUCAAGAAGUGGAUAAAUCAGCGUGGCUGCUUCCUCCUCAGGCACUGAAUGCCUACUACCUUCCUAACAAGAACCAAAUGGUGUUUCCUGCUGGGAUCCUGCAACCCACACUCUAUGAUCCAGAUUUUCCCCAGUCUUUAAACUAUGGAGGAAUAGGGACCAUCAUCGGACACGAACUCACACAUGGAUAUGAUGAUUGGGGUGGUCAGUAUGACUCAUUUGGGAAUCUUAUUCACUGGUGGACUGAGGACUCAUACAGCAAAUUCCUAAAGAAAGCAGAAUGCAUUGUUGACCUAUACGAAAACUUUACUGUGUACAACCAACGGGUAAAUGGAAGAUUAACUUUGGGAGAAAAUAUUGCAGACAUGGGUGGCCUAAAGCUGGCUUAUUAUGCAUACCAGAAGUGGGUGAGAGAAAACGGCCCCGAACGCCCACUACCUCGUCUGAAAUACACACAUGAUCAGCUAUUCUUCAUUGCAUUUGCACAGAACUGGUGUAUAAAGAGAAGGUCCCAGUCUAUAUACCUGCAGGUCCUGACUGACAAACAUGCUCCUGAACAUUACCGGGUUAUGGGUAGUGUCUCUCAGUUUGAAGAGUUUGGGAGAGUAUUUCACUGCCCCAGGAAUUCCCCUAUGAACCCAGCUCAGAAGUGUUCUGUGUGGUGAUAUAGGGAGCAUUGCUGGAGCUAGCUCCAUCCACACCACAGCACAAAUACUCUGUACGUCUACAUCAGGAGAAGAAUGUCUGCGUGUGCCUUCUACACCCACGGACCUUGGGUAACUGACCUUUUACACCCACGUUGCAUGGGUUACUGGGUCCUUGAAUAGAAUGUUGUUUCCUGAGCUCUUGACACCCACCCAGGAUAUGGCUUGUAAAGAUCUUUACAACCCUCAUGAAUAAGAUCCAGAGUCGCUCACACCAUGGACACGUUACAGAGGCUGCUGAUCAUCCAGAAAAGGAUUUAUCGGGACAAAGGACCACAUAAAAUGGGCCACAGACUUCAAAAUAAUCAAAUAAUGAGUUAUUGGGUCUUUAACACCAACAGAAGAUAUUGUAGGUUAUUGAGCAGAUUACAUGAGCCUCUUACUUCCACAGUAGAGUGAUUAAGCCCACUGUCAGCAAUAUAAGAUGGAUUUAUGGGCCCUUGACUGUAUCAGUUGAUUGAUAAGAAAUAGGUGUUUAUUAAGACCUUUAGACACACAAAAGAUUACUGAGCCCUUGUUCAUCCAUGUUGGAUGGGUUGCUGAAGCCUUCAUAUUUAUAGAGGAGAUGUUUUUGAGCACCUUAUACCCACGGAGAAUGGACAACAGCACCUUUUGCAUUCUCAAAAGAUGGUUACUAGAGUUAUUUACACCCAGAGACUUCAGGGUAACAAACCUUUUCAUAUAGACAAAGAUGAGAUAACAGAGCUCUUCCCACCCACAGAUAAUGGGUAACUGAGUUUAAAUAUACACAGAGAAUAUUGUGUUGUUCAUAGCCACAAAAUAUGGGUAACGUCUUCUAUUUCUAAAUAAAAAAUAGCUACUGGGAUGAUCUGGGCUGCAAGCCACUCAUCCUUGAAUCAUCUGGCUAAUGGGCAAAUCUAGAACAGAUUAUUUUGUUUCGAUCUUCCUUCAUUUUACUUUGAUGAAAGUGACUUGUGCCAAAUACAUGUCGUCAUGUCCUCCGGUGAUUUCUGCAUGGCAGAGGCGGGACAGCACUGAGAAAAUGCUCCAGAAUAGUAUUCGUUUUUAAUUAAAACUAGGUGAAUUUAAUGAUGAUAUACUUGAGUUAUUAAUCAUCGCAUUCCAGCACAUAACUAUGUAAUCAGUAUCACUGGUUUCAUUCCAUUACUUUUGUGUAGACUAUAUUGAGACAAUGGGCCUGAUUGAGAGGUGGACUCAUAGCCGAUGAUUGUGCAGUCAGGCAAUGUUUUUGUGUCCGAGUCGCACUGCACAUGUGCCAUUAUGGUCUUGCAAUGGCGCUCAUAGUGUGGAUGAGGACGCAGAGUGUGACAGAUAGUUUGUGGGAGGUGGCGACUCAAACAGAUAUAUAAAUAUUUACUACUCACAAAUCCUGCCUGCGUUUUAGGGUAAAAUGUCAGCCUAUGGGCCAAAAUCAGAGAUGUAGGCAACCCUAUGAUUUGCUUACAUCUCUGAUGGUUGUAGAUCUGCAUAUGAGCAGGAUCUGUAAUGCACAUGUGCAGAUCUGUGUCUGCAACUAAGGUUGCAGUGCCUUUUAUUAACAUGCUGCGGCCAUUUGAGGGAGGGGAAGGGAUGGGCAUGGCUAGCGUUUUAGAAAAUAGGGGCAUGUCGGAACUGUUGUCUGGGCAUGCCGAGGCUAGUGGCUGGCCCCGCCCCGGCAGCGUGAAAACACCAGCCCUACAGCUGCUAUAUGAACUGAGUCCAUCCCUGAAUCAUGCCCUACAGUGUCCAACUAUUGUCUCCUCAUCCAACCGCCACAUCUUGUGUACACUGGCUCUUUCUUUAGAUCAUUUACAUCCCUUUACUCCCUCUACACUACAUCAUUAUUUUUCCAUUACACCAUUACAUCUCAUUUUCUGUAUAAAGAGCCCAUUACAUUGUUUACCUAAUAAAAACAAGUUAAAAUGUUAAAUGUUUUAUUUUUCUUAAGUUGUAAUAAAACAUUUAUAUUUCCAUUAACUACUCUAGGCUAUAUGAGGGUUGAGAUUGCUCAACAUUCUAAAUUUGUACCAAAAUCAUACAGUAGGAACCAAUAAGCAAUUAGCUUUUAUCUGUAAUGUGCAGGGUACACAAUGUGUACAAAAUAUCUGAUUGCUUUGUCUUCAGUACAGAUGUGCUCAGAAAGCUACUUUAUCAUCAUCAUCAUCACCAAAGAUUAUUUGCACUCCAUUGUAUUUGUCAUGGAAUUCUCAUAAACUCCUCACAUUAUUAGAUUUAAGAUUAUUUAUAAAUUAUUUACUGUUCAGAAGGAGAAGCAAAGUGAUUGUAGUCCAUGUAUGAGCAUAUAGAUUACUUUCCCAACAGUUACAGUGAUCAAAAGUCAUUCAUUCAGUGCUCGAUAAAGGUAAUUUUAUACUUGUGAGCCAUAAGACCAAGAUCCCUUUUAGUAUAUUGUGAGACAUUGCUGUAAAUCUUAUUCAUUUACUUAUGCAAAACAGUGUGAAAAUAUUAGAGCGAGCACAUAAAACCAGAAUGGGAAAUUGUUUAACGACAUUAUAUUACAAAAGAACCUGAAAGAAAGAUUUCAUGGCUAAGUCCUCUUCCCUAUUUAAACGGCCAAACUGGAAUGCAUGUGUACUGUAUAUCUGCAGCUAAAACUAGCAAUCUGUGAAUCCUGUACUGUUGGUGUCACGCUGUGUACAAUAAAGUGAUUGGUAGGUACUGCGUAAUUACAAUUGAAAAUUUAAAGUUAUAGGGGACUCAAUGGCAUCUGCAGCCCAGGGUGCAUGAUUGUAUAAUCCCGCAUUUUGUGUCCAUUGGAA